Molecule: messenger RNA, 3230 nt
Organism: Pezoporus flaviventris
Lineage: Eukaryota; Metazoa; Chordata; Aves; Psittaciformes; Psittacidae
Gene: PACSIN1
Product: protein kinase C and casein kinase substrate in neurons 1
Exons: 10
Coding region: 229-1566 (445 amino acids)
Biological process (GO): actin filament organization; neuron development; regulation of endocytosis
Cellular component (GO): endosome; cytoplasm; plasma membrane
Molecular function (GO): protein binding; phospholipid binding
Source: RefSeq, a predicted model, not a curated record
ACGGGGGCGGCGAUUGGUUGGCUAAAAAUGCUUCCCUAAUCUCCAUGCUGAUCUUUACCCCCCUCCUCCCCAUCUGCCGUGACCUUCCUGCCGAUGUGCAGAGCCAGCCCCGGCGAGACGCAGCCAGCCCCGCUCUGCCGCGUUCCCCACGUCCAAAGUGCAUGAGGCUGGUGCCUGCCCAAGAGCCACCCAGUGCCCGCACGGACGCCGCAGGCAGCACCGGGAGCCAUGUCGGGUUCCUAUGAUGAGUCGGCAGCGGCCGCGGAGGAAACGACCGACAGCUUCUGGGAGGUGGGGAAUUACAAGCGCACAGUGAAGCGGAUCGAUGACGGGCAUCGUCUCUGCAAUGACCUCAUGAACUGCGUGCACGAGCGGGCCAAGAUCGAGAAGUCCUACGCGCAGCAGCUCACCGACUGGUCCAAGCGGUGGAGGCAGCUCAUUGAGAAAGGUCCCCAGUACGGCAGCCUGGAGAAGGCGUGGGGUGCCAUCAUGACGGAGGCGGACAAGGUGAGUGAGCUGCACCAGGACGUGAAGAACAGCCUGCUGAAUGAUGACUUCGAGAAGGUCAAGAACUGGCAGAAGGAUGCCUACCACAAGCAGAUCAUGGGAGGCUUCAAGGAGGCCAAGGAGGCUGAGGAUGGCUUCAGGAAAGCCCAGAAGCCCUGGGCCAAGAAGCUCAAGGAGCUGGAGACAGCCAAGAAAGCCUACCACCUAGCAUGCAAGGAGGAGAAGCUGGCCAUGACCCGGGAAGCCAACAGCAAGGCCGACCAGUCCAACACCCCCGAGCAGCAGAAGAAGCUCCAGGACAAAGUAGAGAAGUGCAAGCAGGAUGUGCAAAAGACUCAGGAGAAGUACGAGAAGGUGCUGGACGAGCUGAACAAGUGCACCCCGCAGUACAUCGAGAGCAUGGAGCAAGUCUUCGAGCAGUGCCAGCAGUUUGAGGAGAAGAGGCUCAACUUCCUCAAGGAAGUGCUCCUGGACAUCAAGAGGCACCUGAACCUGGCCGAGAGCAGCAGCUAUGCCAACGUCUACCGGGAGCUGGAGCAAACCAUCCGCCUCUCGGAUGCGCAGGAGGACCUCCGGUGGUUCCGCAGCACCAGCGGCCCCGGGAUGCCCAUGAACUGGCCGCAGUUUGAGGAGUGGAACCCGGACCUGACGCACACGAUAACGCGGAAGGAGAAGCAGAAGAAAGGCGAGGGGGUGACCCUGACCAAUACUGGCAGCACGGGCGAGAGCGGGGCGCCGGCGGGCGAGCGCGGGAGCGUGAGCAGCCACGACCGCGGGCAGACCUACAGCGCCGAGUGGUCCGAUGAUGAGGGCAGCAACUCCUUCAACACCAGCGAGGCCAAUGGUGGCACCAACCCCUUCGACGAGGAGUCGGUGGGGAAGGGCGUGCGGGUGCGGGCUCUGUACGACUACGACGGGCAGGAGCAGGAUGAGCUCAGCUUCAAAGCAGGUGAUGAAUUAACCAAACUUGGUGAAGAAGACGAGCAAGGAUGGUGCAAAGGGCGCUUGGACAACGGGCAGCUAGGUCUCUACCCCGCCAACUACGUGGAGGCAAUCUAAGUCUUGUGGUGUGCUCCUCGUCGCCGUCAGCAGCUCAAUCCACCCUCCAUUGCCUCCAUCGCUCCACCAACCAGCCGUGGUGCUGUCUGGUCCUUCACUCCUCACAGUUAGAGAUUCAGACAUAUUUUCCGACCAAGCUUUUAUUUUUUUAAGAGUUGUCUCCGAAGAGUAUUUUGCAUAGCCGCUUUCUUCUUCUUCUUCUUCUUAAGAUAACGUGAAGCGAAAGAUGACGUCGUCUGUUCGUCUGCGUUAGUUGAUCUUUUCUCUGAACAAAAAAGCCGAUACCUCAAGAUCUUAAAUCCCAACCAGUGAGAGCUCCUGACCGGUUGGCUUUUAAAGAUACUGAAAUCAUGAGCCGCCUUCUGAUUGGCUGGAACUGUUCCGAAAUGCACAGCGCUGAAGCUCCUGGGACUAAUCAAAUUCAUCCCCAAAGCCCGAGGUGGAUUGGAGUCUGACUCCAUGCCUCCAUGUUCUUCUCCCUGCUUCAUCCUCCCUUCCCAAAGGAAGGGAAUGAACACCCCCUCCGGCCCCGCAGCCACCCGGCCCCAUCCACAGGCAGGGCCUUGCUCGUGGGCAGGGCUGGUGGCAGAUCUGGGUGCCCAGGUGAGGUGGGACCAGCCCUGCCGUGGAGCUUGGUGGCAUCUCCUCAGCUUCCUCUUCCUCCUCAGGGCUGGGCUGCUGAGCCGAUGCCCCGUGUGUGCUGCAGGGAGCAGCAUCGCCCUUCAUGAGGGCAGUUAUCCAGCUCCGGGUGGGAUGGCCCUAAAAUCCACCUCUGUUCCGAGAAGGACCCACCUGGAGGAGGACCCACUGCAGAUCAACGCUGCUGGAAGCACCUUCGCACCCAGCCCGGGCUAGCGGCGACCGGCUUGGAUGCUGCUGGGGACAGUCCCCAUCCACCCCCUUCCUGGAGAGAGGCAGGAGCAGAGCAGGGAUGAAGGAUAAGCAACGUCCAGCCUUGCACAGUGCCAGCAGGAGCUGCAGCACCCAGAGGAUGAGGAGGCUUGGUGCAGGCAGCAGACCCCAGUCCGGGCAGCAGAGCAGCUGCCUGGUGAAGAUGGUUGGAAACAAGACAUGCCAAAAGGGGAACGGAUGCAAGCUUUGCCCUUUGCUUCUCCCCAGAGGGCUCUCACCCUCUGGCACUUGGGUUCUGCAACCGGCCGUGGCAUGGAUAGGAGCCCCUCAGCACCCAGGGGUGCUGCCACCCAGCACGGUCACCCCAACCCCUCUGCCCCAGGCAUGUUUGCUAUCCCGAGCAAUUCCCUACCGAUCAUCUCUUUGUUUCCCCUCUUCCAUCCAGCAUCAGCGCCCUCAUCUCCCCGCUCACUCCUCCCGCUCCUCUCCUGCCCUCUCUGUUGCUUGGUGAAUUUCUUGGCCCCAGGGAUCAAGUGUUCUCAGGAGGCAGGAGAUGCUCCAUGUGCUGGGCACGGCAGGCGAGAGCCGCGCUGCCCCUCGCCCCUGCCAGGUAUGCAAGAAAGCAGAAACCACGCAAAACAGUCAGACAAAACCCAACCAACCUCCUGUCUCAGCAAUGCACCCCAGUUUUUUGUACAGUGAUGGUGUAAUUUAAGAAGUAUAUAUAUAAUAUAUAUAUCUCUCGUGAUUGUAGUACCGUGGAUACAACAACGAAAAGCAGCAAGCGAAAAUAACUGAGCUCUGUCAGCAUC